Myotis davidii is the source of this 1753-nucleotide messenger RNA. It is a transcript of the gene HSPB9, whose product is annotated as heat shock protein family B (small) member 9. Gene Ontology annotation, cellular component: cytoplasm; nucleus. Bases 1243 to 1725 code for a protein of 160 amino acids. NCBI's taxonomy places the organism in Eukaryota, Metazoa, Chordata, Mammalia, Chiroptera, Vespertilionidae. The transcript has a single exon. The record is from RefSeq and is a predicted model, not a curated record.
CUCCCUGCCCUAGGGCCGCAUGGGCAACGGGCGCGCAGUACGCAGGCGUCCCCGACCCAGAGCUUGAUGGGAGUUGUAGUCUUCCACCGCUGCUCCCUUCGCCUCCACCUUCCAGACUUUUCUAUCCCGUCUCUGGGUCCCAGACAGCCAAGUGAGGCCCGAACCAGCACCCCAGAUGGAUUCCUCCUCACUGUUCCUCUCUCUUGAAGGCCUCCAGGGCUGUUAAGAUCGCUGUCCUCUUGAGGAUCUGGUGGGGGGAUUCGGGGGCUCUGCCCUCCUCCCAAGCCCCGCAGGUGAAGUGCAGGCCCAAGGACUGAGGUCGAGUUGGCUGCCCCGCACAUCCCCCCCACCCCCACCCCUACCCUGUCCCUGUCCCACAUGUCUCCGGAGACAGACGUCAGCCACGGAGAUUAAGCAGCAGCGGUUCUAUAUCUUGACCUGUUGGGAUCAUGCAACUGUACCCUUUUGUGCACUUUUCUGUAUGUCCCUUAUACUUUCAUAAAAAGGGUUUAUUAUAAAAGUGAUGAGUACCAGAGGCACGGUCGCGGUCACGACAAGGCUGCCACGGUGGGGACGAAGUAGAGGCCGAGGAGGGCGGGAGUUUCCCCCUGUGUUUGGGAACAGCCCUCCAACAUCCUGGGAACCUUGAGGGCCGCAUCUUAACCGUUGUGGUCCCUGAGCCCAGCCCACACCUGCAGCACAGGAGGCCCAGGAUGGAUGGAGGAAGCCAGAGCGAUGUGUCCACCUCCCAGUCUCCAGUGUGUCACAGGAUUGUGCCUCGUCAGAGAAAGGCAGGACGUUCCGAACAUGGAAAAUGGAUUACCCUGUAUUCACACUCCAGUCUGGGAAGGCGUGUCCCGAUGGCUCGAUGUCAUCUCCACCCUGCCCUGAUAAUGGGCCCAUUGGUAAUGGCUCCGGCCUCCUCCAUCAUAUCCAGUUGGACCCUGUGACGGAGGUGGGAGGGGCCCAAGAAAGGACCCAGGAUAAAAGCAGCAGCGGGCGUGCCAGGGCGAAUGACAAGCUGACCGCGGAGGUGGGAAGUGCACAGCGGACCCUGAACUCUGACUCUGCAGAAGGGAAGGGCGUCCCGCUGAACGCUGAACGGAGCAGAGCUGCGGAGCCGGAGCGGAGCUGGGUGGGGCGCAGGAGGACCCUCCGCUCUUGGGUCCCGCCCCUGCGCGAGCAGAGCGCCGAGCACUAGACUCAGAGCCUCGUGCCCUCGGACAGCGGUUGCUCACUCGGAUGCAGCGGGUCGGUAGCAGUCCCCCCAAGGGGAGCCAGGUGGCGUCCCGGUCUCCCAGCAUAGCCCGCACUGGGCGGAAGAGCCAGGUGGCCACGCUGCCGGUCCAGCGGCUCGAGGACGAUGUGUCAGCUGUGCGGAGCAAUGUCCACGUAGGGAACGGUUUCAAGGUGAAGAUGGAUGCCCAGGGCUUCAACCCGGAGGAGCUGGUGGUGCAAGUGGACGGCCAGUGCCUGACGGUGACGGGCCAGCGGCAAAAGGAGAGCUACGGCUCAGAUGGGAGCGGCUACCGCAUGGAGCAGAAGUUGCACCGCCAAAUGCUACUACCGCCGAACCUGGAUCCCGCCGGCAUGACCUGCUGCUUAACACCCUCGGGCCAGCUGUGUAUCCGAGGCCAGUGCGGGGCGCUGCCUUCCGCUGAAGCCCAAACGGGACACUCCUCGAAACUCAAGAGUCACCGCCCUAAGGGUUCCAACUUAGCCUGACCCAAUAAAACAACCGCCAUAGUGAGCA